This is a messenger RNA of Empidonax traillii (willow flycatcher), 4402 nucleotides long. Its product is annotated as ankycorbin-like. Gene Ontology annotation, molecular function: actin binding. The transcript is spliced from 10 exons. The coding region runs from base 16 to 2451 and encodes 811 amino acids. The record is from RefSeq and is a predicted model, not a curated record. Lineage: Eukaryota; Metazoa; Chordata; Aves; Passeriformes; Tyrannidae.
AGCUGUUUAAAGAGUAUGUUCUUGACACUUAUUCUCUGUAUUUUGAUUUUGGUUUGGGUUUUUUUGUUUUGUUUUGUUUUGAUCAGAACUGCUUUGAUGAUGGCUUGUGAAGUUGGUAACCUUAACAUGGUGGACGCUUUCCUUAGGAGAGGUGCAGAUGUCAGUUUAGUAGAUGUCUUUGGACAGAACGCCCUGCAUUACGCCAAGCUCUCUGAGAAUACAGGGAUCCAGAACCUCCUAUCAUCAAAGUUUUCUCAGGAUGUGGAUACAAAGUCACCGACAAAAGCGAAGCAGCAUGAUCAAGGCUCUAAAUUAAGUUCAGAAAGAAGUGGAACUCCAAAAAAACGCAAAGCCCCACCUCCUCCUAUCAGUCCUAUUCAGCUUAAUGACUUGUCCUCUCCACACUCAUCAACUUCAACUCCCAUGACUGGAAAAGGGCAGGCUUUCUUUGCUGAUCAAGUGUGCAAGGAAGAAUUCAGCUCCUUGCAUAGAGAUAAUAAAGACAGACUGAGUGACAGCACAACAGGUGCUGAUAGCUUAUUGGAUGUGAGUUCUGAAGCUGACCAACAAGACCUACUGCUGUUGAUGCAAGCAAAAAUUGCUUCUUUGACACUACACAAUAAGGAGCUACAGGACAAAUUACAGGAAAGAACACCUAAAGAAGGGGAUUCAGCUGUAGAAUCUUAUUCAACUCAAACAGAUUUUGAGCAAACAGCAGAUAGACAAAAUGAGUUCUUGGCUCAGGAGCCGAAGCCUACAUUAAAUGCCACUCAGACCCAAGAAAAGUUGAUAAGCCCUAGAGAAGUAAAAAUGAGGUAUCUCCAGGAAGACCUAAAGGAUGUGCAGAGGAAAUCAGAGAAUUCUGAAGCCAGAAAAAGGCACCUGGAAGCUCAGGCCCAGUCUAGAAUUCCAGAAACAGAACAUUUAAAUAGCCCAGACAUUUCAGAAAAUGGUUCUGAUCUUAACCUGAAGUUCCAAGAAACUCAGAACAGGUAUGAGGAAGCUGGGAAAGAUGCCUUGAAUUUACAAAGGCAAAAGAAGCUGAGUCUUGUUUCCUCUGAGAGUGAAGAAACCAGUUCUGAUCUGAGCAUGUUAAAAGUUACAUAUGCAGAAGUUGAAACACUUAAGCAAGAAUUGAAGAAAGCAUUGGAGGAGAGCGAAAGACAAAAAGAAAAAGUUAGAGAGCUACAGAAAAAGUUUGAAGACAGAGAGCAGAAUGCAGCAAGCAAAUUGUCUGUGGAAGAGUGUGAGGAAAUGAAGAAUUCAUAUUGUUCAGUUAUUGAGAACAUUAAUCAAGAGAAAGCAUUGCUGAUUGAGAGGUACAAAGAAGGGCAAGAGGAAAUUAAAAGGCUACAGGACAAGCUGACAAAUCAGACACAGCUGGAAUCUAGUGCUGAAGCUGGAGAAAUGAAAGAUGUGAUGCACAAAAUGGUAGAUGAGCUCAACAGACAACUUAGUGAAUUGUCUCAGUUGUACAAAGAAGCACAAACAGAGCUUGAAGACUAUAGGAAGAAAAAAACUCUAGAUGAUAUAGCUUUGGACUACAUUCCUAGAGAAGAACAUGAGAAACUGAUGGAGGUAACAAAUUCUUUGAAAUACAAAGCAGAAAAUGAGUUAUCAGAAAUGCAAUCCCAGUACACAAAAGUCUUAGAUGAAGCAGAAGAACUAAAGCAACUGUUAGACACUCAGAAACAAAACUCCGUGCCACUUACUGAACACCGUCAGGUGAUUAGUGCACUCAGAAAUACUAUAAAGGAAAUGGAGGAGGAAAUAAAUGAGCUCAAAAAACAGCUUAGCAACAAGGAAGGUGAAUUAAGAAACUUAGAGAAGGAGUUACUGGAAGAAAAAGCUGCAAUCAAUGAAGCUAUGGUACCCAAGGAUGCAUAUGAAAAGCUCCAAUCAUCACUAGAGGGUGAAGUUAGUGUUUUGUCAUCCAAACUGAAAGAUGUAAUCCGAGAGAAGGAAAACGUGUCCUUAGAUGCUCUGAAACUGAGAAAUGAAAUUUUGCACUUGAAGGAAGCAAAGGAAGGUAUACAUACUCUGCUUGAAGCAAAGGAACGUGAGGUGACUGAUCUUCAGCAAAAGUACCACCAAGUUCAAGAAGCCCUUCUUGAAAUGAAAAACUCGUCAAAACUAGAAGAAGAUAAAGAUAAAAAGAUCAAUGAAAUGUCCAAGGAAAUAAGCAAAUUAAAAGAAGCACUGAACAGCCUUUCUCAGCUUUCCUACUCAAACAGUGCCCCCAAAAGACAAAGCCAGCAGCUGGAGGUGUUACAACAACAAGUGAAGCAAUUGCAAAACCAACUGACUGAAACAAAAAAACAACAUCAGGAAAUUGUCUCGGUUUACAGGAUGCAUCUUCUCUACGCUGUGCAGGGUCAAAUGGAUGAAGAUGUCCAGAAAGUGCUUAAACAGAUUUUAUCGAUGUGUAAAAGCCAAUCACAGAAAAAGUAAACAAAGAAAAAGCCAAGGAAAACUCCCUAUUUUUAUUAAUCCUGUUAUGGUUGUUUAUCUAGAUUUGCCUUAACAUAAGAUUUAAAAUUGGCAAUUUGCUGCUUUUGUGUUAUUGUGCUGUUUGUGAGGGGGAUAUAAUUGUCCGUCUGUACCACUUCCAUGUGCAUUUCCAUGUGCAGUAACUAAACACAUGCCUGCUUUUCAUGUCCGAAAUGCAAGUAUGUUCUUCAGGCUUUUUACUUAGGCCACUCCAUGUUGUGUUUACCCUAUAAGUACUUUUUGGCUUCCUCCAACUGAAGCAGGUUAGCCUGGAGGAAAGUAUUCGUGUUGCCUGGGUAAAGGUGAAAUUCUCUGUGGGGUCUUCUGUACUGAUUAUAAGCUGCAUCUUGUUACUGGGGAUGUUUGAUGCUGUAGCACUCAGAUUCCUGACAUUUUGCCAUAUGCAGUCUUUGGCAGAGCAGAAGCAACCCUUGCAGCAGUGAGCAGGAGUAGAUAUUUAUGCUAAGCCAGAACGUCAAACAGCUACACUUCUUAGUGGAAUAUUAUUUAAGAUUAACAAACUAUGAGGUAGCUGUCCCAGUCCACCCAAUGCACUGAGUACACAAAAAUCAUACCAUACUUCAGAGUUUCCUUAACUACCUGGUAGUGGAAUGAAACUAUUUCAAAAGGUAAAAGCAUUAGUUUGUUGAAGUUCUGUACAAGCAGAACUGUUUGUAUAAACAACCCUUUAUGAUAGGUUUAGCUGUCUAUGCAAGUAUUGGCCAUGAAGCUCAGGAACAAAACCAGAACAUGUACUUUAGACAAGGGAUUCUAGUGAACACAGGAUGUUUACAGUGAAUGUCAAUGCCUCAUACUUCCUAACCUCACUUUUGUAAAGAUCUUCUCUUCAGUAUAUUUUUAUUGGCCCUCUAAUGAAUUUUUUUGUAACUAAACCAUUUUUUCUACAUAAUAUUUGCAUUAAGCUUAUUAACAAAUAUUUUUAGGUAAUUGUGUUUUAGGGAGUUUCUUUUUAUACCCCCAGGUAUUCAGUAAUAGUGAAGCAUAGUGAAGUGUUUUCAGUUUGUAAGAGAUUUGUAUGGAAUAAUAGACCUGUCUGUCAGUGUGGUCCAGAACAGUGAAGUCUAAAAUGCAAUUCAGACUGCUGUUUCAAAAAAAUUUAGGAACUAUAGAUAGAGAACAGCAGAAGGUGUCAAAAAAAUUCUCAAUGUUGUUUCUAGAGGCUAGGAGCAUCAGUAAAGCCUUUAUCAGCACUUCUAAAUUUAAAGUCAAAUAAAAAUAUCUGGUGUGGGAUAGAAUGAAAUUACAGAAAAACGUUUCUAAGCACACACUGCACUUGAGGGUACAACCAAUUUAACUAGCUUGCAGCUUCAAUAUGGUAUUGUUUUUUUUUAUUCUAUGGGGAUAUGUCUCUAUUAAUGGAGAAACCUUUCAGAGCUAUAUAAUCUAUGAAGUUUAUGUAGAGUCAUAGUAUGACAAGAGUCGGCAGUGCCUCAGGUUGACUGGACUCAUAGUGCACUUAUAUCAGAUAAUUCCUAACUCUGGCAAAACUAAAUGAAUUUUAAAAGCAAGAAGAAAAAUGACACUUUUGCAUCACUUAGAACUUGGUGUUACUUUUCUUGAGUGGUUUAAUUAAUGCUGGCUAAUUUUGAACAGUAUUUUGUAGUUAGACAGCUUUGAAAAUGCUCCAAAGAAAUGUGAAAAGAAUUUUGCUGCACCACUUCAAAAAGAACAAGAUUUUAAGCAUGCUAAUGCUGCAAGUAUAAAACUUGAUGAACCAUUUUGUAGGUUGCCUGAUGGAUUUAGUCUUCUACUUCAGUUUGGUUUGUAUAUUUAUUACAAUUAUCUUUGUGGAAUAUUGGAAAUUAUAUACUACAGCAUAACAAGUUUCUUUAUAUGUAAUUUACAAGACAUUUCCUUAUGCAGCAAAUAAACUAUUUCCAAUUUUUUUUCA